This is a messenger RNA of Misgurnus anguillicaudatus (oriental weatherfish), 3934 nucleotides long. Its product is annotated as claudin-4. Gene Ontology annotation, cellular component: bicellular tight junction; membrane. The record is from RefSeq and is a predicted model, not a curated record. Gene Ontology annotation, molecular function: structural molecule activity. Lineage: Eukaryota; Metazoa; Chordata; Actinopteri; Cypriniformes; Cobitidae.
AAUUUACAUAUUUUGACAUAUAAGUGACUCAAGUCAUGAAAACAUCAAAUAACAUUAAAAUGUUCAUCUGGUUAUACUUUAAAAUCGAACGCCUCUUUUUGAAAACUGACAUGUUGAACCUUGUUAGGCAGUUUUUGGCUUCUGCGUAAUUUUACAUGUAAAGAUUUGCCUGGGAACUAGAUCAACCAGUUCUAAUUGGAAGAAGAUGUUUAGAUUGUUUGCUCUGAGCCUCGGCGGUUUAAGAAUCUGUUCCCAUGUCAAAUCUAACUUAUAUAAGUUACCCACAAUGCAUGUCCUCAGAGUUUUGAACAAAUUCCAAAAUAUAAUUCGUUGCUGUUUUGCCUGCAGUCAUAGCAUAGGAAGACAUAUGAUGAACAACACAAUCUCAUCAUAGCAAAGUUUGUAUUUGAAUGCUUUGAUACUACAGCAGUAAAGCCACACUUUUGCUUUUGUUAAACUUGAAACGUUACAUCGGAGGAGGCAAACCAUCUCUCCUCGAACUCUUAAUUGUAGACAUUCCUUACCUGUGUAUGUGCUUGUGGAACCCAAUAUCCUCUUUCCCUUGCCAAUGAGAUUUUAAUGAGCUGCCGUGUAAAAUAGAGCCGUUAUUGUCCUAACGGUGGAUUUGGCCACCAAACAGAGCGUUCUUUCUUUUAUGAAACAAUCCCAGUAUCCCUUAUUAUGUUUCUCCUCCAAGUUCCCUCCAAUGUCCCUGCACACCACUGGACAGUGGAGGUAUAUAGCACACAUAGUCUGCAGAACUUCAAAGGAAAUUUAUCCAAUACUUUCCUCUGGACGCUGAAAUAAGGCUCCUCUCCAUGGCUCUGCAGGUCCUGGGAAUCACACUUUCAAUGAUCGGCUUCGCAGGGACCAUCAUCAUCUGUGCCCUGCCCAUGUGGAAGGUAACCGCCUUUAUCGGCACAAACAUCGUCGUGGCACAGGUCUUCUGGGAAGGACUGUGGAUGACCUGCGUAUAUGAACGCACAGGUCAGAUGCAGUGUAAACUGUAUGAUGCGCUGCUGGAUUUGGACCCGUCCUUGCAGGCUGCACGUGGGCUGGUGGUCACCACCAUGGCUUUGGCUUCCCUGGCUUUCCUGAUCUUCCUGGUCGGAGCCGAGUGCACUAACUGCCUAGUUAACCCGCGUGCCAAAGCAAGGAUUGUAGUGGUAUCUGGGAUUACCUUCAUUCUUUCUGGACUGACUACCGUCAUUCCUGUGUCUUGGACAGCCAACUCCGUUAUAAGAGACUUUCGUAAUCCCGUAGUACACGAGGCAUUAAAGAGGGAGAUGGGGGCGGCCCUUUAUGUGGGCUGGGUAACUGCAGGGUUUCUGUUCAUUGGUGGAGCGGUUCUCUGCACAAGUUGCCCACCAGAAAGGGUCAACUAUUUACCAAGGUAUACACUAACAAAGUCCAGCACCCAUAGCAGCUAUGCCAUAAAAAACUAUGUUUGAUUUAGAGCAGGUGACACACAAAAUCAUGCAUUUUUUUAAUGUCAGGAUAUCUUUGUAAACAUUUCAAAUGCAUCUUUCCUCACAUUAUGAGACAAGGUUUGUUACAGCUUUACAGUUUAAUUUGAUGUUUCUUUUUAUGUAUAUACAUGUAAAGUUGAGCUUUUUUAAGCUUUUUUCAUUCUGUUGAGCAUAAACGGCCAAACAGUCGAUGUUGAGCAAACAGCAUUUGUCAGUCCUUCCAGAAAAACGCAAGUUUUUUUGUGAUUGUUGCAGGCAAAAAUCCUCGAUUUUGCAGCACGUUUUCUAAAAAAAUGCGAUGGAAAAUGCGGGAUAUUUAUGCAAUUUAUGUGAUGGAAUUGCGAAAACUGUGGAAACUUGCAAAAGCUGCAAUGAUGUUCACGUCACAUAAUCACGUCACUUCAUAACGUUCCCAUGGCAAUAAAGGACACGGCUGCGCUUUUGGGAAGUAAAUGCAACAUUUUUCAACUUUCUGCUAAUAUAUGUGUGACUUUUUGCUACGAAAAUGCGGAGAUUAUGAAAUCAUGCAAGCCCCGCAUAUUUUGUGCGCGGAAAUAUGUAAAUAAUGCGGCGAAAGUGCGUCGUAUUUGGAAAAAAUGCAGCCCCGCAUAAAUAUUCGGACUUUGGCUGAUUAUGCAAUAUAUCGCGCGAUCGCACAUUCACGUUUUUCCGAAGGGACUGAUUUGUGCAUCAGUGACAACACAAACACAUUUAUGUAUGAAAUCCCCCCCAGGCCAACCCCUCAUUUCACGCCCUGCAUAUAUGACUGUUAUGAAGAUUAUUUAAAGCAGAUGAACUUUGGUCUGGAUGUGAUGUUUUAUUUGUGCUGAUUUUUUAAUUAAAACCCUAAACUAGAGCAAAAUAGUCUUGAGUAUCUCAUUGGUAGGUCUGAAACCUUUGAAAGCAUUGUAUAGACCCCUUCACAGUUCACGUCACAGGUGGUUCCCACUGCGCAUGUCGGGGUCAGAAAAGUCAUUACAGCAGAUUGAGUUGCGUAUUAUUCGGUAUCGUCAAAAAUGCCUACUUGCGUAGUGGGCUGUGAAAAUCCCACCAGGUCUGCCAUUAAGUUUUUUGGGAUUCCUGCAGAAUCUCAAAAAUAAAAAAUCUGUGGCUGCAAGCAAUUAAACGUGAAGACUGGGACAAUGCAAAGAUCAAAGAGGCUUGUGUUUGUAGUGCUUACUUCAUUUCAGGUAAGUCAUCAUUACACCAACCACGUUUCAGGCGUCAAAAUCGCGUCUACCGCGCCUAGUUUGCCGCUUGAACAGUUUGAAUGCAUUCGCACAUGCAGAGCGAAGUAGACACGCGUCAGAGGCUAAAUCAGCUUCUUGUGGGAGGGGCAAGUGCUAUGCAGUUGUCUGUUUGCAAGAUGACUGAUGUUGAUUGUGCAUUUAUCGAGAGAGUUACCGGUUUGUAUUUGGUAACCUUACUAUAGGGGGGAAAUAAACGGCGCGGGUAAAAUGUGUAUUACAACUUACCAGGUUGCCCAAUGUCCUCACUGACACUCUUCCAAGCUAGGUCCUUUUUAUUCCUGUCUCCAUAGAAAUAAGAACUUGUGUCGUAUAGCUCCAGGUGACUGCUCACGGACAAUAUCAAGCGUUCCUUCAGGUUGAAUGAGUGACUCCGGGUGGGGCUGCCUCAACAGCAGCAAGCAGCUGAUUGGUUAACGCGCCGCAAAAUUCCGCCAAAGUUAACAUUUUUCAACUCGGCGUCAGCCGCCAAAUCACGUCAAACACAAAAUACACAAAAAGCACCAUUAGCGCGUACCGCGCCAGGCACUCAAUUUGCGGCAUUCGCGCGAACUAGACGCACGUCAACGCGUCUUCACAUUGACAUAACAUUGAAAUCACUCGCGGUUGGUGUAAAUGCAGCAUUAGAUUAAACUAGAAAGCCUGGAUGGUAUGAACAGUGCGCACCCGAUAGUCAUUCAAUGUUUACAAACCUUGAAGGGUUUAUUGCAUUGGGAAAAAAAUCUUACAUUUGCGAGACUUUGCUCGAUAUAUUUUCUUUUAAUAAGUUGAUUUGCUCUUUUGUUGAAAAAUCUUUGUAUGACUUCAUGAAAAUAUUAGUCAUUCUGAGAAUAAUAAUACAAUUUAAAGAAUUAAGUCCAGUGUUUUGAGAAUGAAGUCAAAGUGACGUUUCAGUGUAACAGGUUUAGUGAUGCAGGCUGUAAAGCCUGCUCAUGGAUUUGGCUUUUGAUUCAAAUACGCCUUUUGCCGAUCUCACUUUUCUGAGAAAAGUUUUCUCCAUUUUCCUAUCACAUAUUUUCAAGAAAAAUGAAGAAAAUUAAAUAAAGUGGUAAUAAAGUACCUAACAAGUGUUUUUAUUUUUAUUUAUUUAUACUUUAUUUUACCAGGAAUAGUCCCAUUGAUUUAAACAAAGAUCUAUUUUAAGGCGUGAUGCUCAAAAAGGCAGCACACAAAGUUUCACCCAAAAAUAUAAGACACAAAAUGAGAAAAUCUUGAAAA